AGAAGGGCCGAGAGAAAGCCAACUAUCACAUCUGUACAGUAAUUUAAAUGGCGUCCUCAUACAUACUUUGAUUAUCACAAGCCUGUGAAGUACGCACGCGAGGCAUCAUUAGCUCCGUUUUAUGGGUCAGGAAACUGACCCACGGGGGUCAGGAAUGAUUGACUACGGCGGAGCCAGGACUUUGACCUCCGCCUCCCGGACUAGGGUUCUGUCCCCGCCAGGCUUCGGCAACUUUGAUUGGCGCUGAGGGUCUCGGUUUCCUUUACUUCACCCGCAUUCCGUUUGCCAACCCAGCCCAGAGACGCGGGCGGCUGGCGAGUGGCAGGUGCCGGGCGAGGUGCAGGUGCGGCGGCGGUGAACGCGCGGCGCCUUAGGCCCCCGCGACCAUAGAGUCCGGAAGUGCGGCCAGAGCAGCUCCCGGGGGCGCCACACGGGCUGAGCCCGGGACAGGGAGGGCUGCGCCCGGGCAGGCGGAAUGGCCUCAACGCUGGCCGUCAGGGUGGUCGCGGGGCUAGCGGCAGCGGUGCUGGCGGCCGUGCUCUUGGAGCACUAUGGCCUGGCAGGUCAGCCCUCGCCGCUGCCCCAGCCCCGCGUCUCCCGGAGCCUGCACCCCGCGCCGGGCCCCGGAGUCAGCAACAUCUUCUGGGGUCUGCAGAUAUCCGACAUUCACCUGAGCAGGUUUCGUGAUCCAGGCAGAGCUGUAGACUUAGAGAAGUUCUGUUCAGAAACUAUUGGCAUCAUUCAACCAGCUCUCGUCCUGGCAACAGGAGACCUGACUGAUGCCAAAACAAAGGAACACUUGGGAUCCAGGCAGCAUGAGGUAGAAUGGCAAACUUACCAGGGUAUUCUGAAGAAGACAAGGGUCAUGGAAAAAACCAAGUGGCUUGAUGUUAAAGGAAAUCAUGAUGCAUUCAACAUUCCAAGUCUGGAGAGUGUCGAGAAUUAUUACAGGAAAUAUUCUGCCGUACGUAGGGAUGGCUCUUUCCAUUAUGUCCACAAUACUCCCUUCGGCAACUAUUCUUUCGUCUCUUUGGAUGCCACCCCAAAUCCAGGGCCUAAGAGACCCUAUAAUUUCUUUGGAAUUUUAGAUGAGAAGCGGAUGGAGGAACUUCUAUUACUGGCUAAGGAAAGUAGUCGGAGCAACCACAGUAUUUGGUUUGGACACUAUACAACAUCCACUAUCCUUUCUCCAUCGCCUGGAAUUCGGUCAAUAAUGAGUUCAGCUACAGCGUAUUUGUGUGGGCACCUCCAUACCCUUGGUGGACUGAUGCCUGUUUUGCACACUCGUCACCUCCAGGGCACUUUGGAACUUGAGGUGGGAGAUUGGAAGGAUAACAGAAGGUACCGGAUCUUUGCUUUUGAUCAUGACCUUUUUAGCUUUGCAGAUUUGGUUUUUGGCGAGUGGCCUGUGGUUCUUAUCACUAAUCCUAAGUCACUCCUAUAUAGUUGUGCUAGACAUGAACCACUAGAAAGACUCCUUCAUUCAACACAUAUCAGAGUCUUGGCCUUUUCCUUAUCCUCCAUUACUUCUGUCACAGUUAAGAUUGAUGGAGUUCAUUUAGGGCAAGCUCUUCAUUUGUCUGGUCCUAUUUUCACACUGAAGUGGAACCCAAGAAACUACAGUAAUAGGACACAUAACAUAGAAGUAAUUGUCCAGGAUUCUGCUGGAAGAAGUAAGAGUGUCCACCACAUAUUUUCUGUUCAAGAGGAUAUUCAUCUCAGAUUUGAUCCCCUGGCAUCAUUUAUUCUCCUUACUGACCAUUGCAUCGUGGCCCGGGUCCUUUUUGUGGUGAUUGUGCUGAUCCAGCUCACCAUUCUCAUUACUUUUAGGCACCGAGGAUAUCCAGAGCAUAAAGGGUCUCCAGGAUUUAUAAAUAUGACCUCAUUUUCCCUCCACGUCCUGAGCAAACUAAACAUCUUCUACUAUCCUGUGUUGUUGCUAACCCUAUAUACAGCACUGGGACCAUGGUUUGUUGGUGAGAUCACUAAAGGCAAAUUGGGUUGCUGCUUUUCCUUUGGUAUGUUUGUUGAUGGACAUUUCCUACAAGGCAGCCUAACAUUUGUAGUUGGAAUUCUGCAGCUAGCAUUUUUUAACAUACCCUUGAUGGCUUACCUGUGUUGGAGCUUGCUGCAGCGGUGCUUUGGUCACAACUUUCGGUCUCAUCUCCAUCAAGGAAGAUACUUGAAAAUUAUACCUGUUCACCUACUUAUGUUACUGUUGUACAUCUGGCAGAUUUAUUCCUGCUACUUUCUUCAUAUGACAUAUGGUGCUCUGGCCUUUUUCUUCUCCCCUUUGCGGACCUGGUUGACACUGUUGACACCUGUUAUCAUUCGUUGCGUGUGGACUCUGAACUCUACUGAGCUUGGAACCUUCAUAGCACAGUUAAAAAGCCACUUGAGCUCCUGAAGGCUUGCCUCACCAUCUGCCUCUGUAGCCCAGGCCUCUGCCCCAGCAGCAGGUGGAAGGCCAGUGCUGGUGGGGAAGCUUCAGCAAGCUGCUGCACCCUGGACAUCUGGGAUUGGGGGGAUUACCCACUAUUGAUUCCUGCAGAAUGGACUGCAGAAAAAUCUAAAUAAUGCCAUGAUUCCUUCCUUCUCCAAGAAGACGGAGGAUUGAUUUACUUUUGUGAAGAGGAAGUUCUAAUCAGGAGAUCCACAGGGUCAGGGCUGGGGUGUGUGUGUGUGGGGGGGGAGUAUGAGAAGCUCACUGUAUUAAAAUUUUAAGUUUACCUCGUGUAAAGUACCUUGCACAGUAUGUGGAAAUCAGCAGCCGGUAAAGGUGCCACUUUAGGGGCAGGGAAGCAGUCCGACCUGGGGCCCUCCCCUGACUACCCUUGAGAUACUAGCUCCAAGUCGUUUUUUCCCUCGGGGCUAAGGGCUCUCGGCUUCUUUAGGUGGGGGUGCUUUCAGCUAAUCAAAUAAAAGAGUGAUGAAUAAGAA
Molecule: messenger RNA, 2940 nt
Organism: Ailuropoda melanoleuca (giant panda)
Lineage: Eukaryota; Metazoa; Chordata; Mammalia; Carnivora; Ursidae
Gene: TMEM62
Product: transmembrane protein 62
Exons: 14
Coding region: 476-2407 (643 amino acids)
Molecular function (GO): hydrolase activity
Source: RefSeq, a predicted model, not a curated record